GAGGAGCCUGGGAGGGGAAUGAGCUCGGAGGGAGCACCGGGAAUCCAUCGCGGGCUGCGCACCGGCCGUGCAGCCUCCCCCGCCGCUCCCACCGCGCCCAAUUAGCGGGACAUGGCUCAGAUCGGGGCUGCUUCCCCUCGGCAGGUGCUGCUCGGAACCGCCUGGCUGCUGCUGGCAGGGCUGCUGCUGCCGUUCCCUCCGGCUCUGGAAGCUGCAGGACCCGUCCUCAGAGCUGUGGGAUCCUCGGUGCUGCUCCCUGGGCUGGGGAACACCACCCACAGCCGUUCCACACGCUGGGAGUUCCUCAACGGCAGCGGCCCCCUCCCCAUCCUGCAGCACCUCGGGGGGGUCCUGCCCCCAGCCAUCCACCCUGCCUAUGCAGGACGAGCCCUGUUCCAUCCAUCCAACGGAUCCCUCCUGCUGCAGGACGUCCGGGAAAGCGACAGUGGCACCUACAGGGUGACAGGAGGCAGGGAGAGCCGGGAAACGCAGCUGGAAGUGCUCUACCCCGUGUCCCGCCCCCAGCUCCGGGCCAGCAGCCUCGUGGCCGGGGCCGCCGGCCGGGUGGUGUGUGAGGUGGCGGAGGGCAGGGUGGACAGCAUCAGCUGGAGCAAGGACGGGCAGCCCCCGGCCCCGGGCAGCGUGUCCCGGCUGUCCGGCAGCAGCAGCGCCCUGCAGCUGAGCCCAGCCACGAGGUCGGACUGCGGCUCCUACUCCUGCAACGCCAGCAACGGCAUCAGCUGGCAGGAGAGCUCGCUGGAGAUCGCCAUCGAAGGUCUGUCCCAUCGCUUGAAGCACACCCUGAGGAUGGCGGUGGUCGCUGUGGUCUUCGCCGUUGUCUCGGCGUGGGGGUUGAUUAUUCCUGUCUGCCAGUCCCAAAAGCUCCGGAUAAGGGGGGAGCUCUGGCGGUGGCUGAGCUGCUACACCUGCGGGCUGGUGUGCAUCGCCUGCGCCCUGGACGGCACCGCCGGCGUCCUCUGGAUGUGGGAGGAAGGCCCCUCUGUGGCUGUCAUACUGCCCGAGAUCACCCUGAGCUACCUCACCGUGGUCACCUUCCUGGUCGCCACCACCGUGAUUUUCCAGCCCGCCGACUUCAGCCACCUGAAGAGCAAAAAAGCUCAGCGCACCAUGAGCUACGCCGCGCCCGGGGCCGUGCUGGCCGUGCUGCUCAGCAGCGCCUUCCUCAUCCGCAGCAUCCACCAGCGCCACGAAGGAGGAUGCACCAAGUUCAUGGAUGUGACUGUCCUGGUGGCCAGCACGGCGGCCGUGGUGGCCCUGCCCCUCCUGGCCAUCGGCCUCUGCUAUCAAAGGACUCAGAGCUGUCCCAAGCAGCAGGAUGGCUCUUGGAUGGACAAAGUCAGCUUUGAGAUGUCUGAGCCAGGCCCCAAGGACACCAUUCCCAGCUGAGAUCCAGGGGGGUGGCUCUGAGCUGGCUCAGCCAGCCCCAAACCUCCCCAGGUUCAGUGGGUCCAGAACUCAUUUGGUUCCUCUAUGAUCCUCAUAAUAAAUGUCCACAAAAUUAACCUG
Messenger RNA from Oenanthe melanoleuca, 1527 nucleotides. RefSeq lists its product as uncharacterized. Bases 112 to 1407 code for a protein of 431 amino acids. The transcript is spliced from 10 exons. The record is from RefSeq and is a predicted model, not a curated record. NCBI's taxonomy places the organism in Eukaryota, Metazoa, Chordata, Aves, Passeriformes, Muscicapidae.